UCAUUCUCUGUAUUAUUUUUUGUUGGCUAACUCACACAGUUGCUUGGAUGUUUAUCUGGUUAACGUUAGUUGCUCCUCUUUUUUAGUUUACCACUUAGAUUGGGCGCAGUGGUUUGCAUGGAACAACCCACCAUUUUGGCUGGUUAGUGUUUUCGCAGAUUUUACAAGAUCCGAUUUAAUUCCACCAACUGCAACUGAGAACGGGGAACAUUACUGCACAAAAGGUAGCUUUCUAGCAGCUAGCGCUAUCUAGCUAGGACAGCUAUGUUAGCCGACUGUUGCUCGACAAGAAAUUUUGAACUAGAUUACGCAUUGAGUUUGCUUCUUCCGCAUGGUGAACGGGGGUGUGUUUUGUUUUGUUUUAGGUAGACUAGCGAUCUUAGAGAUGUGAUAAAAAUUAAAAUAAAGAAAACUGCUAUGAUGCCACGAUGGCGCUAACUGAUCGAACGAGUUAAGCAGUUUACUUUAGACUACCCGUGCUGUCAGUAGUCUAAUAUUUAUAUUUUAGCGCUAGCUGGUAAUCUAACAGUAACUAAACUUGUCAUUUCAAACUGCACCAGUUGAUGUAUCGCAUCGAUGGACAGCAGCUGUUCGUUUUCUAAAUCAGUGGGUUGGUAGAAUUAACGUUAGCAAGCUAAUAUGAGCUAAGCUAUGAAACUGACAGCUACAUUUGCGACCGUGGCUGUGCGUCUGAAUUUAAAUUAGCGUGUGCACUGUAUCUGAUAUCUCACGAAGUGCGCUAACGGUAGACUAAUGCAAUCCUAAUCUAAACCAAAUUAGGGAUCUGAAUUCGGUGGAUGAACAACAGUGAGCGUUUGGUGCUUGACCCUGUUUAACCAAGGAAACAACUGCGCCCUCCCAUUCUAUCUGUUUUGGCUGCGCGCACCGCCGAUUCAAAAUUACAUUACGACGAUGAAAUACGACGGGUCUGCUCAUCUUUCUUUUUUGUGUGUGUCAUUCGUGUAAAUCUUGAGAAGACCCCAUUCAGUGGGUCAUUUUUGAAAAAGGAAACCCAGCUGCGUGUAUAUCGAUGAACUCUCGCUGCAGUUUGACUGAAGGCAACAGCAGCCUGGCAGCCUGUGCUGCUCACAGCUGAGGUACACACUUAGCGGGUGGUGUCAGCGCUGUGAUCCAGACUGUGGUGGCGGUGUUGACGGAGGCAGGUGGUUGGCUCUGGCAUGCACAAGGGGAAGGGGGCGUGUGUCUGAGCAGCUGCAGACCAAGCUCUCACACUGACAGACAGACAGACACACAGACAGGCAGAGCAUGCCUCUGGGCCUGGGCCGCAGGAAGAAGGCUACUCCACUGGUGGAGAAUGAGGAGGCGGAGCCUGUGCGGGCGGGGCUGACUGUGGCCGGGCUGGAGGGCGGGGCAGGUGAUGUGGACUCGCUGCAAGGCCUGCCCCCGCCCCCCGCCAAUCUGCGGCCACGCCUGGUCUUCCACACACAGCUGGCGCAUGGCAGCCCCACCGGCCGCAUCGAGGGCUUCAGCAACGUGCGCGAGCUCUACGCCAAGAUCGGCCAGGCUUUCGGCAUCCCGCCAACAGAGGUGAUGUUCUGUACGCUGAAUACCCAUAAGGUGGACAUGGAGAAGCUGCUGGGGGGGCAGAUUGGCCUGGAGGACUUCAUCUUUGCCCAUGUGAAGGGGCAGAGGAAGGAAGUGGAUGUGUUUAAGGGUGAGGACGCGCUCGGGCUGACCAUCACCGACAACGGAGCCGGAUACGCCUUCAUCAAAAGAAUACGAGAAGGAAGCGUAAUAGACGGAAUCCAGGUAAUAAAUGUAGGGGACAUGAUCGAAUCCAUCAACGGGCACGUUCUGAUUGGCUGCCGGCACUACGAGGUUGCCAAGAUGCUGAAGGAGCUGCCCAAGGGGCGGGACUUCUGCCUCAGGCUGGUGGAGCCGUUGAAGGCCUUUGAUAUGAUCGGUCAGCGUGGGGCGGGGCGCUCAGCCUCUGGGGUCCAGAUGGGGACAGGAAGAGGGACGCUACGCCUGCGGGCCAAAGGCCCCGCCACUGUGCAGGAACUGCCAUCUGCAUUUGAGGAGAAGGCCAUUGAAAAGGUGGAUGACCUGCUGGAGAAUUACAUGGGAAUCCGGGACAGCGAACUAGCUGCCUCCAUGGUGGAGCUGGGGAGAGACAAGCGGAACCCAGAUGAGUUUGCCGAGGCUCUGGAUGAGUCGCUUGGCGACUUUGCUUUCCCCGACGAGUUUGUGUUUGACGUCUGGGGUGCCAUUGGUGACGCCAAGGUGGGACGCGUGUGAGCACAGGAGUUGGAGGGACUGAAGAGCCAACGCUGCAGUGGCACAUGACCACCACUAGGGGUCACUGUAGUUGUUUUAGUGUGUUUUUACGCUUUAGCAGGUGUUGUGUUGAUUUCCUUUUGUGUUUCUGUCAGUGUUUUUUGGGAUGUGAGUUGUAUGCGCUUUCUGAAUCUGAUAGGACAGCAGUAAUCUCUGGGGUGUCAGUGAUGGCCCCUCUCUUGGCAUGCUGAAAAGUGCAGAACACUUCUUGCCUGUUUGCAUGGAGACCAAACCACCAGGCAUUCGGGCAGGUGCCCAGAUUCCCAGAAUGCACUGCUGUCUGAGCAAUACCUGACUCACCCAGGACACAGCAUGGUUUAGCUUUUUUUUUUUAAGGUUGGGACCACUACACUCUGCUCAAGGAUUGAACUUUCUACCUGACUUUCCCCAAACAGAAGUACAGUCAAACAGAUCUAUAGUCAAACAGCACCAAAGUCAAACAGUGUUACAGUCAAACUACUGAAGUCAAACAGCACUACAGUCAAACAGUGUUAGUCAAACAGUGUUGCAGUCAAACAGUACUACAGUCAAGCAUCACAGCAGUCAAACAGUACUACAGUCAAGCAGCACUGCAGUCUAACAACACAGCAGUCAAACAGUACUACAGUCAGUGUUAGUCAAACCGUGUUACAGUCAAACAGCAUCACAGUCUAACAGCACUGAUCAAACUGUUACAGUCAAACAAUGUUAGUCAAACAGCAUUACAGUCAAACAGUGUUAGUCAAACAGUGUUACAAACAGCACUGCAGUCAAACAGUGUUACAGUCAAACUACUGCAGUCAAGCAUCACAGCAGUCAAACAGUACUACAGUCAAGCAUCACAGCAGUCAAAGUACUACAGUCAAGCAGCACUGCAGUCUAACAGCACAGCAGUCAAACAGUACUACAGUCAGUGUUAGUCAAACCGUGUUACAGUCAAACAGCAUCACAGUCUAACAGCACUGAUCAAACUGUUACAGUCAAACAAUGUUAGUCAAACAGCAUUACAGUCAAACAGUGUUAGUCAAGCAGUGUUACAGUCAAACAGUACUACAGUCAAACAGUGUUACAGUCAAACAGUACUACAGUCAAACAGUGGUACAGUCAAACAGCAUUACACUCAAAGCGCUACAGUCAAACAGUGUCACCGUCUAACAGCACUGAUCAAACUGUUACAGUAAAACAGUGUUACAGUCAAACAGCAGUACAGGAGGAAGGUGGUAGAGCUGACUGCGUGUAAUGACAGUUUUUACGUAGGUAUAUGAUAAAUCUAGUUUUAUAACAGUGUGGCUAUAUCAGUUGUCAUUUUGAAUGCUGUUAAACAGUAUUAGUUAAAUAUGAAAUGUUAAUCACUGUUAAACUUGAAGGGUCAGGUAUAAUGUUAGGCUCUGUGACACAAAGUGAUUCUUCUAGUAAUAAUUAUGUAAAUAAUUUUAUUUACUUACUGUACUCACUGAAUAGCCACAAUGUAAUGUCUUUUUGAUAUGAAGGAAAAAAUCAUGUGAUACUUGGCACUGAAAUAAAGUUUCUGUCUUUC
Messenger RNA from Anguilla anguilla (European eel), 3814 nucleotides. RefSeq names its product PDZ domain-containing protein GIPC1-like. The transcript has 7 exons. The coding region runs from base 1267 to 2259 and encodes 330 amino acids. Gene Ontology annotation, molecular function: protein binding. The record is from RefSeq and is a predicted model, not a curated record. NCBI's taxonomy places the organism in Eukaryota, Metazoa, Chordata, Actinopteri, Anguilliformes, Anguillidae.